UCUCUCAUUGAUUUUUAUCUUUUUUAUUUGUUUCUCUCAUUGAUUUUUAUUAAGGGGUAGUGUUUGUUUCACAGAAGUCUUGGUCUUUCUUUGUUUCUUUCUCAACGAAGUCAGCAUUUUGAUUCUCUUGAAUUAGUCAUUUUGUUCAAAAUCGUCAUGUCUACAUCCACAUUAGACGCAUGGUUCUGUUGUUUGCAUUGCAAAACUCGCUUUGCUCCUUUCAAUGGUUUGAUUAAGGAACUUGCUUCACAUCGGAGUGGGGAGAAGUGUUGGUUCCUCUUUCGUGAUAAUGCUGGCUUGAUGAAUGUGAACUUUGAAGGAAGAAAGGCAAUUGAUCAAGCUCCAACUAGUGUUAAAUCUGUUGAGGUUAGAGAUGGAGGUCAUACAACUCAAACAGAUAUGGCCAGCAUGUACUGUUCUAAGUGCAGUGCUCAUGUUGGAUGGAAAAUAGUUAAGGAGAGCAACAAUCACCCAAUAGUCCAUCAAGGCCAAUACAUAGUGCAAAAUCAUAUAAAGCUGUGAUGGAUGUGGCACAAGCCUGAAUGGGAUGCUUCUGCUGACAACUAUUAUAAUUGAUAUCAUUCGUUUCUUUUCCUAUUCAUUUAUUCAGAUUGUUGUUUCAAAUGGGUCAUGUACUAGUAGGAAAU
This is a messenger RNA of Vitis riparia (riverbank grape), 647 nucleotides long. RefSeq lists its product as uncharacterized. Lineage: Eukaryota; Viridiplantae; Streptophyta; Magnoliopsida; Vitales; Vitaceae. The record is from RefSeq and is a predicted model, not a curated record. The transcript has 4 exons. The coding region runs from base 157 to 522 and encodes 121 amino acids.